This is a messenger RNA of Osmia bicornis bicornis, 2523 nucleotides long. RefSeq names its product sentrin-specific protease 1-like. Gene Ontology annotation, cellular component: nucleus. The record is from RefSeq and is a predicted model, not a curated record. The transcript is spliced from 3 exons. NCBI's taxonomy places the organism in Eukaryota, Metazoa, Arthropoda, Insecta, Hymenoptera, Megachilidae. Gene Ontology annotation, molecular function: deSUMOylase activity. Bases 440 to 2113 code for a protein of 557 amino acids. Gene Ontology annotation, biological process: protein desumoylation.
UAUUACUUUCAAUCAUGUAACUAAGUUAGAUGAAAUUAUAGUUUUUAAAUUAAAAUCCAAAAGUAUAAAAUUGUAUAAAGGUGUAUUUCAUGAAAUUGACACUGAGGGGCGUUAAUUUUUCCAUAACAGACGCGAAAGUUGACAAUCCGUCUCUGAAUUAAUAUUAAUGGAAUUGAACAGUACAGUUUAUUAUUUGCUACGUUUAAAUAUCACUCAGUAUUAUUUAUUUAUGUGAAAUUACAAUUUUUACGAAAUUAUAUCAAAUUAAUGCUUCCAGUUAUUUCAAUUAAUAAUUCAGAUUCAACAAUUAUCCAACAAAGUUCAGUGUAUAUACUGAUUAUAUGAAAAAUAAUACGAAAUAUUAUAUUAUAUUGAAUGGCCUUAUUAAUAAAAAACAUUUGGACUUUGUGUUGCAAGCAAUUGUUUCUUUAUAAUAAUCAUGUUGAUAUUUGACUUGUUAAAAAAAUUUUUUGGAUGGGCAGACGAAGCACCUAGAAAGCGUAGAGCUGUUUCGUUUAGUUUAGAAAAAGAAUUUGUAACACCAAAAAAGCAUCGUUGUGAUUACAAAACUAUCAAUGUGGAGGAUGAACCUACUGAGAUUAAAGAUGAUAGUGAUAACGAUGAUGACGAUGUUCAAAUUAUAAUCAAACAUAAACAUUCUCCCACUAAAACGUUCAAUAGGGUAAAUGGUAAAUGUAAUAAUAAAGAAAAAUCAUUUACUUGCUGCACACCAUCAUCAUCAAAACGUCAAACGUGUUAUGAUAAAGUGAACAUGGGGUAUUUUGGUAAUGCAAGUGAAAGAGUACAUAAUGUUAGAACACACCGACAAUGUGUCACAUUAAAUAAAACUCGCCGUCUGAAAGAAAAAAAUCAGUAUGAAGAAUUAUUACAAAAUUUUCUCCCGCACAGAAUACAUGUUAUAUGUGAUAAACAUGAAGAAAACGGACAGAUGGAAGAACCAGCAGAAGUAAUAGAUUUAGAAAAAUUUAAUAUCUCAUCCAGUUCUAAAACGCAUCCAAUUAGAAAACAUGAAACUUCACAAUCAUGUUGGAAAAAAGAAAAGAAGAAAGAAAUAGUUAUUACUUUAGAUAACGAUAAAAUAGAUGAAAUUUCCGAUAAAAUUCCAUCUCAUAGUAAACAUAUUAAUAGAGAAAAAUGCACACAAGUUAGAAAUAUAGAAUGUGUAGCAAAAAACACAUUAAGAGAUCACUUAGCAGCGAAAGCUGUGAUGAAAGAGGAUUUUGUUCCACAAAUAACAAAACGAUACAAUGAACGUAUAGAACAACGCUAUAAGGAAGCCGAAGAACUUAAAAAAAUGACAUGUAUGUUGUCUAAACAUAAUCGUUUAGCAAGGGAAGCUGCAUUAGAAGAGCAUUUAGCCAGAUCGAUGAGAUUAUGUGAGGCUGUUUUGGAUGAAACAGAGAAACUAGAAGAAUCAGAAUUACCUACUUUAACAGAGGAAAUGUUACAGGAAGUAAAGCAUGCUCUUAUUCCUCGACCACCUGAUGAAGUUCUUGUUGAAGGUUUUGGUUUACGAAUCACAAGGAAAGAUAUUUAUACAUUAGCUGACUUAAAUUGGUUGAAUGAUGAAGUAAUCAAUUUUUAUAUGAAUCUAUUAAUAGCUAGAAGUAGCAACGAUAAAUACCCAAAGGUACAUGCUAUGAAUACCUUCUUCUAUCCAAAACUAAUCUCAGGUGGACACGCAUCUUUGAAGAGAUGGACAAGAAAAAUUGAUAUUUUCGCACAAGAUCUUGUAGUUGUUCCUAUACAUUUAGGUAUUCAUUGGUGUAUGUCAAUAAUUGACUUUAGAGACAAAACUAUUCGGUAUUAUGACAGUAUGGGUAGCAGUAAUCCGAAAUGUUUAUCUGCAUUACGACAAUAUUUGGAAAAUGAAAGCUUGGAUAAAAAGAAACAAACAUAUGAUACUAGUGAUUGGAAAUUAGAAUCAGUCAAAAAUAUUCCUCAACAAAUGAAUGGGAGUGAUUGUGGUGUUUUUUCUUGUAUGUUUGCUGAAUAUAUUUGUUCAAAUAAAAGAAUCACAUUUACACAGCAAGAUAUGCCAUAUUUUCGGAAUAAAAUGGUUUAUGAAAUAUUAAAAUCCAAGCUUUUAUAGAAAGACAAACAGAUAUUCAUUUAAGCAUUGAUGAUAAACAAGCAAAGUAACUUCCAUAAAUAUCACAUAUACCUUGGGACAAAAGAGUUUAUUAUUGUGUAAAGUAUUUUAGAAUAUAAUUUAUCAGUGAUGUUGAAUAAACAGUGUUCUUUUUAUUAUUACUAUUGUAAAUUCAGUAUGAUUUCUUUUGUGCUAUUAAAAAUAUAUUUUUGUUUAAAAAUGUAAUAAUGAUUCUUUUGUAAUCUAGAAAACAAUAGUUACUUGUGAUCUUAAUAUAAUAAACAAUUUUUUUUCUUAAUAAAGUAACACUUUUUGUUUUAAUACUAAUUAUAAUAACAGUUAUAUGUAUCCUUUAUUAGAAGUAAAUAAUGUACUAUGUUCUGUUUCAAAUAAAUGUAUUGUUUAAGAAA